UUGUGGCGGACGGUAUCGGGUUGGGAAGGCAGCCCGUGUCUCUGCUCCCUCUGCCUGCACAGCCAGGGAGCCGGGCAGGGGUGGGGGGGUAAAGUGUUCCUGCUUACCCCAGGCUGGAGCUGAGUGCAAUGAGGAGGUCCCGGGCGGUUCGCCUCGCCGCUCUCACCUGCCUGGGAUCCUUCCUCCUCCUCGUCCUUUACUUCCAAGGCAGUUUCAGCCCAGUGACUGGUCGGCUGGUUCCGACAGGGGCUGGUGGAAAGGGCAAGGGAGCUGGAGUCCGUCAGCGCCACAAUGCCGAGAAGUUUGCCCGUAGCGAUGCCCAGCAGAUCCAUGAGCAUCGGCGAGCCAUGUUGAACAACAACUGUGCCGCCCACAAGCUGAGCCGGAAACGGCGCAUCCUGAACGCCGGUGACCUGCGGCACCUCAUCGUGGAUGACCAGCACGGCCUGCUCUACUGCUACGUGCCCAAGGUGGCCUGUACCAACUGGAAGAGGGUGAUGAUGGUACUGACCGGGGCUGGCAGGUACACUGACCCCCUGACCAUUCCGGCCAGUGAGGCGCACGUGGCCUCGAACCUGCGCACUCUGGACAGCUACGGCACUGCCGAGAUCAACCACCGGCUGAGGAACUACCUCAAGUUCAUCUUUGUCCGCGAGCCCUUUGAGCGGCUGCUCUCCGCGUACCGCAACAAGUUCACCCGCAGGUACAACACCGCCUUCCACAAACGCUACGGGACGAAGAUCAUCCGUGAGCACAGGCACAACCCCAGUCCCGAGGCUUUGGAGCGGGGAGCCGAUGUCACCUUCCAGGAGUUUGUCUGGUACCUGGUGGACCCCAAGACCAGGAGGGAGGAGCCCUUCAAUGAGCACUGGGAGACGGUUUACUCCCUGUGCCAUCCCUGCCUGAUUCACUAUGACGUGGUGGGCCAUUAUGAAACGCUGCUGCAAGACGCCCAUUACCUCCUGGACCUGGUGGAACCCGACCACCGCGUCAAGUUCCCCUCGUCCAACGUGUCGUCGCGGACCACAGACCACAUGACGGCCAUGUUCUUCCAAAAGAUCUCCCCGUUUUACCAGAGGAAGCUGUAUAAACUAUACAAACUUGACUUCACCCUGUUCAACUACUCCAUCCCUUCCUACCUGAGCCUACACUGACCGUGCCGCGGACCCUCCUGUCUUCAGUGUGGACCUGAGGGAUUUGCAGAGAGACAUGGGCAAGAGAGACCCUUCAGCCCAUCAUCCAUCGAUUCUCAUCCUCUUGUCCAGCCUUUAUUCAAGUGCUCAUCUCAGUAGCUUUUUAAAAAUUUCAUUCACGGGAUGAGGGUGUCCCUGGCCAAGUCAGUAUUUAUUGCCCCAUCCCUAAUU
This is a messenger RNA of Chiloscyllium plagiosum (whitespotted bambooshark), 1364 nucleotides long. RefSeq names its product carbohydrate sulfotransferase 11-like. Lineage: Eukaryota; Metazoa; Chordata; Chondrichthyes; Orectolobiformes; Hemiscylliidae. Gene Ontology annotation, cellular component: membrane. The record is from RefSeq and is a predicted model, not a curated record. Gene Ontology annotation, biological process: proteoglycan biosynthetic process; carbohydrate biosynthetic process. Gene Ontology annotation, molecular function: sulfotransferase activity.